Molecule: messenger RNA, 3248 nt
Organism: Abrus precatorius (Indian licorice)
Lineage: Eukaryota; Viridiplantae; Streptophyta; Magnoliopsida; Fabales; Fabaceae
Product: NEDD8-conjugating enzyme Ubc12
Exons: 5
Coding region: 776-1327 (183 amino acids)
Biological process (GO): protein neddylation
Cellular component (GO): nucleus
Molecular function (GO): NEDD8 transferase activity
Source: RefSeq, a predicted model, not a curated record
AGUACUCAGUUUAUGCAGAGCAUUGAGCUGAGCUACGAAAACCCCCAAAACUCUGUUUAUCGUUCCUUCGUUUCCGCGAUUUCUUCUCAACCAGGUUCCUUCUUUCUGACAAAUCUGAUAUUCUUCUUCUUUUGACUAUUCUAUUUUCUUAUUAUUUUUUUAUCUCUGAUUUCCCGAUCUCUUUGCGUUUCUCUUUCUAGGGUUUCUCGCUUGAUUCUUUUUUCAAUUGAUGAUUUAGACAUGUCAUUGAAAUUGGAUUGGAUUUUUUUUUCCUGAAAAGAGUUCUCUAGUACGAUUAUUUCAUUUUUUUUUUCCGCUGUGGAUUUUCUUGUUUGUGAUUAGAUCGCAGUGCCCUUUGAUAGGCCUGAAUGAUGAACGCGAAUUGCUGAGCUUAUAAGGUAUUUGCGAAAGUAAAAUAAAAAAAGAAAGUUAAAAACUGUAUUAUUGCUUUUUUGCGAAAAUUAAUUGGAUGUGAUUAUUGGUAGAGAAAGGUGAAGUCGAAUGCAUAGAGUAGUUGGUUAACCUAUUAAGCUUGUGAAUGUGUUAUUGCUUCCCAAUGAAAAGGUUAUUUGGAAAAGUUUAUGCUUGAAUGAAGUUUACUUGUCGUCUUAAUGCUGAUGGUUUAGCUUAAUAUGAUUCUUGGUCAGAAUAGGAAUGAUGGUAUGCUUGCUGUUCUUUUUUUAUGGAAGUUGUUGAUCUUUUUCUCUUGGACAAUUUCGUAAUCUAACGAUAAAAUGUGAAAUAAUGUUGGAACUGAUGUCGUUGAUGUAGGACUAUGAUUAAACUGUUUAAAGUGAAGGAAAAGCAGAGAGAACUUGCAGAAAAUGCAAGUGGCGGACCUCCCAUUAAGAAGCAAAGUGCUGGCGAGUUGCGUCUCCACAAAGACAUAAGUGAGCUGAAUCUACCAAAAUCUUGUACAAUACAAUUCCCCAAUGGGAAAGAUGACCUGAUGAACUUCGAAGUUUCAAUUCAACCUGAUGAUGGAUAUUACUUAGGUGGCACAUAUUUGUUUUCCUUUCAAGUAUCUCCCAUCUAUCCACAUGAAGCACCUAAGGUUAAGUGCAAGACAAAGGUCUACCAUCCAAAUAUUGAUUUGGAAGGAAAUGUUUGUCUCAACAUCUUACGAGAAGAUUGGAAACCUGUCCUUAAUAUAAACACCAUCAUCUAUGGCUUGUAUCAUCUCUUCACGGAACCAAAUUAUGAGGAUCCGCUGAAUCAUGAAGCUGCUGCUGUGUUGAGAGAGAACCCAAAGAUGUUUGAAUCUAAUGUGAGGAGGGCAAUGGCUGGUGGGUAUGUGGGGCAAACCUUUUUUCCACGCUGUAUUUAAACCUUUGCUCAAUACCUUGAAGUUCUGUUCAAAAAUCUUAUCAAUGUCUGAGGGGCCAUGCUUUGUAAAAUUUGUCAAAAAAUCGCAUUUUACUUUCGUCAGUAUGCUAUUUUUCUUGGUGGUUCAACAGGACAAGUUCUUAAGAUCACCAAGCGCGUCUAAAAGCCACAAACAAGUGGAAUGUUAUCGUAUAACUUCUGUGCUUUGUUGAAUGUUGACGUAUUAUUCUAAAGUGGACCAAGCAGAAAAUGUGUUCAGCGGUGUUUGAUGAUUUCCGAUUCCUUUCCUUCCCAACUCCCAAAAUUUAUCCCCCGGAUGCCCUUGAAAUAAUUUGUUUCUGUUUCUGAGAAUCCAUGAAGUAGAUACAAAAAUAGCUAGGGCUGUUAUCUGGUAUCUGCUUCCAUAAUGUCUAGCGACAUACAAGUUUAUUAAAACUAGUUGAUUUGAGUGCUCUGGUAGCUGCUUUUAAGGGUUCUAGAUGUCUACAUGCCAGAGAAUGUUCAAUUUCGUGUUCGUUCUUGAAUUGCUAAUAUUCUUCAAUGUUCAUUUAAACUCUGGUUUUUAUGUUAAUUUAGCCUAAGGUUGAAUACAAUGCAAUUCCCUCGAGGCCGUCUGCCAUUUCAGGGGGAUUAAUAUAUGUAAGUCACUGAUCCGAAAAUAAAGAAAGUUAUUGAAAACAUGCUUCACUAGCAUUGAGAUUGUUUCGUGAUGUUAAACGAAACAUGCAAAUUAACUUGUUUAUGUUUCACAAUGCACAAUUGAUGGGAACCCAAGUGACAUUUCUCUUGCCACAGACCAAUCCUUUUGUGCUAUUCAAGUUUACAGUUAAAUAGACGUCUGCAUAAAUGGUUUUGAACUGUUCAAUCAGAUAUGCCAUCUCAAGAAUAAGCAAUGGCUCAAAACGAGUCAGUCCUUAGUAAGAAGCCUACCGAUGAUGGAACCAUGAAUGUGCGGUUAACCUAGACUCGUAAAAUAAAAAUGAAAUGAAGUCAUUAUUUGAAGAUGGUUUCAAAUGUUUCGUGUAUACUGGGGAAGAUGAUACCACGUUUUUGAGGAGCGUUUAAACUCCAAUCGAAUUGGGAUCCAAGUCACAAGCAGAGAUGACGGGCUUUUUUCAGAAGAUGUACCACUCCAAGAAAAGUGUUUCUCACAUCAUCUCCUCCUCUUUAACAGCGAGCAUUCUAGCAUUUUCACGGUCCCGCUUAAAUAUACAAUAUAGUGGUGUGUAGCACAAACAGCACACUCCAAAUGGAAGUGCCAUCAUUGAAAGAAGGCCCUUAGACAAGGCAAGAGCCUCUGGUGAAGAUCCUUUGAUGGGAUCAACAGACUUUGAGUUGUAACCAAACAUUUUCUCUGAAAGAAUCCCAACCAGGGGAGCCGCUAUAGAAGAAAAUGAGCCUUCAAAAGCUCUGUCAAAUGCAUAAAUCAUGGUACGAUGUUUGGCAGGGACCACCUCAGCAAACAUUGGGCCAUUUGCAGCCGUACCAUUCCAGCUGAUCGUUAGACCCAUCAUAAAUAGGGUCACAGAAAAGGUAAAAAAACUACUUACUGACUGAGGGAUCACCUUAAGAAGAAACCAUGAGAAUGGAAUGCCCAUAAUGGCACUGAACUGUGCACACAUGAUACGACCAGAAUGAGGAUAGAUUUGUGAUAAAUGAUCAGCUAUUGAUCCACCAAUGAAGGAGCCCAUAGCACAUCCAAUAGCAAAAAGACUGAGAAGGGUUGCUGAAGUAUUAUUAUCAAAACCUGCAUUAUGAACCAAUUCAUCAUGUCAUGCCUCAUAAAAGAUAAAGGUUAGAAUAUUUAUGCAGGUUAUUAGUGAUCUUGAUUUGCAGUACAACUGUUUGAAAAGUACAAUCAUGAAAUGUUGCAUUAGCAUCUUUAUGUAUAGAAGUUGGCUUCAUGCUCACCAAUUAGUUCG